Molecule: messenger RNA, 2601 nt
Organism: Polypterus senegalus (gray bichir)
Lineage: Eukaryota; Metazoa; Chordata; Cladistia; Polypteriformes; Polypteridae
Gene: lrp11
Product: low density lipoprotein receptor-related protein 11
Exons: 9
Coding region: 256-1977 (573 amino acids)
Molecular function (GO): serine-type endopeptidase inhibitor activity; protein binding
Source: RefSeq, a predicted model, not a curated record
UAGUGCGGCUGCGCCGGAAGGCCGGUCGCUUGUGAAUGUGCCGGAUGGAGCUGUCUUUUCUCCUUAGUACUGCUCAGUUCGACUGGGAGCUCUGCGAAACUGAUUGAUCGAAUUCGGAAUUUGUACGGCAGAAGGAUGAAAGUUUUUGUUUAUCCGUAACGGAGGAGCCGUUAUUGGAAAAGAAAAAUCCACCGAAAUGAAGAUACUGAAAAUAAGAGGCUCGACGGUGUUUUGAAAUAAAAACACGUAAUCACUAUGGCAUCGCCACUCGUCGGUCAACUGCACCUGCUCGUUUUUGCGUUGAUCUGGACCGGGCGUAGUAUUCUGGCCAAAUCGCCACGUAUUUCAGAUCUGAGAUCGCAGAUUUCAGGUGUGGAAGAGCUUCUUGAGGAAUUCCGCAAACAAUUGCAGCAAGAGCAAGAGGAGAAAACGGUACAGCUGCAUGGGGAUGUAUGCAUAGACAGUUUCAGCGCCAUGCAGGACUACAUCAUCCGGGCGAAGGAUUCUAUUGAGGCCGGGGCCACGUUCCUCACCGCACCAGCUGACAUUAACACUUGGAAGGAGUGCUUGCAUGCCUGCUGCGCGGACCCUCACUGCACGGUAGCCGUAGUGGAGCUCAGACGGGAGGUUUCACAGAGUAGUGGCCUUAGCUGUUUUUUGUUCAACUGCACUUACAGAAACAGAAAUGUGUGUAGGUUCUCCUCGCACCCAGGUUACAACAGUUAUGCAUUGGCUUUUAAUGGCACCUUGUAUUCCAGCGGCAGCGGGACAAGUGCGGAUGGGCCUGAACCGUCGACUUCUAAGAAGGAGGCCCAUGUGCUCAUCCAACAAGGUGGCGAUAGGAAUUUAGCAGAAAAGGAUGCUCCACCUCAAAGCAAUGCUGGGGAUGAUGUGGUAGUUCAGCUACCAACGGAUUGGGUGAUUUUAGACGGACGAGAAAGCACAGAUGACCAUGGAAUAGCACGUUAUGAAUGGACUUUACUGCAAGGGGACCGUUUUGUAACUAUGAAGGCUCCUCAACCAGGUAUAUUGAAGCUGACUGACUUAAAGGAAGGGAUUUACCACUUCCAGCUAACCGUUACAGACACAGAGAACCAGAAGAGCCUGGAUAAUGUAACUGUUACUGUUCUGCCCCAAGAACGCAGAGUCACAGCUUGUACAGGUCUUUGUUCACGUUACAAGUUCAUGUGUGAUGAUGGCUGCUGUAUUGAUAUCACAUUUGCCUGUGAUGGAACAGUCCAAUGUGCUGACAGUUCAGAUGAGGCUUUCUGUCAAAAUUUUGAUGGUGGUCGCAAGGCUGUAACACAUGCUUCUGGAAGUGUUUCUAAAGUAAAAACCAUUAGCCAGUCACAGGGUGAUGAUACUACAUUGGAGGCUGGCAAUAAGAACUCAGACAUGGAAAGAUUGACAACAUUCAGUCAUCCAUAUGAUAGCAGAGAAAGUGAAUCAUCAGUAACCGAGAGAAAGACUGAGCAGGAUCACCAUGUAGGACUUGCAGAUCUCUGCAUGGCUCUUCCUGAUACUGGUCCUUGCAAAGGUAUCUUUUCUCGGUGGUAUUUUGAUGCUUCUUCUGGAAAAUGCCAGCAUUUCAUCUAUGGGGGCUGCAAAGGCAAUCAAAACAAUUUUCUACAAGAAAUUGACUGCAUCAGCAGAUGUGUAAAAGAGCAAGGGGAAGCCUCACUGAAGAAUAUCACUGGUACUACUUCUGUUAGCAGAACAGAAUUUGUUAAUUCUCCAGAUGAAGAAAAUGUUAAUGAGAAAAAUAAAGCUUCUUUAUCAAAGGCUGAGCAGAAAAUAGCUGAUAAACCAUUGCCUGAGUCAGGUGCAGUUUUACCAUUGGCUCUUGGCCUAGCAAUUACAGCCCUUCUUCUGCUAAUGGCAGGCUGUCGCUUACGCCUUGUGAGGCAAAAGCUGAAGAAAGCCCGUCCCAUUACAUCCGAGGAGUCGGACUACCUCAUCAAUGGCAUGUACUUGUAGCUCAUAUUGCAGUGAGGCUUACCAUCACCUCUGCUGAGGCACUAACUAAAGGAUAAUUUUCUGUUUUAAAUGAAAAUGACAAUUAAAAGAAAAGAUUUUGUCUUCUCUGUUUAUAAUUCAUUUAAAAUGAAGAAAACAAAAAUUCAGCUUAAACUCCUGAAAAUACAUUAUAAACCAUGAUAUAUGAUAUUGAAAAUGAAUUAAAAAUGUCCACCUUAGAAGCCUGCAAAACCAGUACCAGGAAACAAGAUGUAUUUUCUUAGAAAGUUUUCACAAAGUUACUAUAACCCAGAUUGAUGGCAUUGCUGAAAAAACAUCUAAUACAAAGCAAAUAUUAAAUAUGAGAAGAUAAACAAAGCCCAAGAUCAUAUGGCAAAUAUGCAUUCUUUAGCCUUGUGACUCCAUCUUUGAAAAUCUGGGUUUAUAUCACCGAACCUUAUAUGCUUAAACAUUUUUAUCUCCUUUGGUGAAAACAAAUCCUAAAGGGUCCCCUGCUGUGCUGGUAUAAUCCUGUUACAUUUUUUAUGUUAUCUUGAGACGCCGAAUGGAUGUAAGACUCAAAUGGUGAUCCUGAGCUGCCAUAUUUUACUUUUACCUUAAUAAACAUAUCAAUGUGAUACCUCA